AUGUCAUCCGAUCUGGGAAAGCAUGCCAUGGCUCGCACUCGCAGUGUGAACUUGGGAACUAGCUUGCUGUUCCUGAAUCCUUCGCCUAUCGCCGAACCAACGCCGAGAACCUCUCGGGACUCUAGAAGAUCAACAAGUCUCCCCUUAAACCAUUCUCCGGCAAUCCAGGAUGAUCAGGGAUCGCUUCGACGAGUCUCUACUCAACGAUCGGCUGUACGCCGCCAUCGCAGUAUGCUCGACGUUGAUGCUCAUGAUCGGUUGACAGUACAUGUCAUUUUACCAAUGUCCUUUGAUGAGCAACUCGUCGAUAACCAAUGCGAUGAUAAGGCUGCAGAUUCAGGCGGACAGGCCAGUGAAACCAGCGAUAAUGGACAACAGCCACCCAGGACUUCUCCAGGCAGCGAGUCCCCGGCGUUGGCCCCUUCUGCCUCGCCUACCAACGUUCCUUCUCAGCCACCCCCCGCCGCUGACAACAGGAACAUUGUCCGAAGAAAGCUUACUGGCUACGUCGGCUUCGCCAACCUGCCCAACCAAUGGCACCGAAAGAGUGUUCGCAAAGGCUUCAACUUCAAUGUUAUGGUUGUUGGUGAAUCUGGCCUGGGCAAGUCUACACUGGUCAACACUCUCUUCAACACUUCUCUCUACCCCCCCAAGGAGCGCAAGGGCCCUAGCCUCGACAUUAUUCCCAAGACCGUUACCAUUCAGUCCAUCAGCGCCGACAUUGAGGAGGCUGGUGUUCGUCUUCGCCUCACUGUCGUCGACACCCCCGGCUUCGGUGACUUCGUCAACAACGACGAGUCAUGGCGACCUAUUGUCGACAACAUUGAGCAGCGAUUCGACUCUUACUUGGAUGCUGAGAACAAGGUCAACCGCAUGAACAUUGUUGACAACCGUAUCCAUGCUUGUGUUUUCUUUAUCCAGCCUACCGGCCACUCCCUCAAGCCUCUUGACAUCGAGGUGAUGCGCCGACUUCACACCAAGGUCAACCUGAUCCCUGUUAUCGCCAAGGCCGAUACCCUCACCGAUGAGGAGAUUGCUGCUUUCAAGUCUCGAAUUCUUGCCGAUAUCAAGCACCACGGUAUCCAGAUCUUUGAGGGUCCCCGUUACGAGCUCGACGACGAGGAGACGAUCGCUGAGAACAACGAGAUCAUGUCCAAGGUUCCUUUCGCCGUCGUUGGUGCCAACAACGAGAUCACCAGUGCCGAUGGCCGCAAGAUCCGUGGCCGUGCUUACCCCUGGGGAAUCAUCGAGGUCGACAACGAGGAGCACUGCGACUUCGUUAAGCUUCGACAAAUGCUCAUCCGAACACACAUGGAGGAGCUCAAGGAGCACACCAACAACCAGCUUUACGAGAACUACCGUACCGACAAGCUGCUUGCUAUGGGUGUGUCUCAAGACCCCAGCGUGUUCAAGGAGGUCAACCCCGCUGUCAAGCAGGAGGAGGAGCGCGCCCUACACGAGCAGAAGCUUGCCAAGAUGGAGGCCGAGAUGAAGAUGGUCUUCCAGCAAAAGGUGGCAGAGAAGGAGAGCAAGUUGAAGCAGUCCGAAGAGGAACUAUAUGCCCGACACAAGGAGAUGAAGGAGCAGCUCGACCGCCAACGACUGGAGCUCGAAGACAAGAAGCAACGCGUCGAGAGCGGACGACCACUAGAGAAGGAGGGCAAGCGAAAGGGAUUCUCUCUUCGCUAAGCCCCCAACUUCUUGACGACCUGCGCAUUCCUUUCAUCUUUCUUUAUCCAUGUCUGAGUACCCAUGAUGCCCAUACAAUACCAGCUCGACGCCUCUCGUUGCAUUCGAUUCUAGUUUCUUUGUCGCCUCUUUCUCUCACC
Molecule: messenger RNA, 1829 nt
Organism: Fusarium graminearum PH-1
Lineage: Eukaryota; Fungi; Ascomycota; Sordariomycetes; Hypocreales; Nectriaceae
Product: cell division control protein 3
Exons: 5
Coding region: 1-1689 (562 amino acids)
Biological process (GO): cytoskeleton-dependent cytokinesis
Cellular component (GO): microtubule cytoskeleton; cytosol; septin complex
Molecular function (GO): GTP binding; molecular adaptor activity; GTPase activity
Source: RefSeq, a predicted model, not a curated record